AUAAAGUGCAAAGGGAAAGUGAAAAAUAUUUUCAACUAGUUGAAAAAGCUAAUUCUACCUGCAGAAAGUGUACAUUUUUGAUCCAAACUAUCCGCAAAAGGAAGCCCGCGUGCUUCUGCACCCGCGCCGCGAAAAAUCCGCCCAUUUCGGGAUGGGAAUCGACGGGAAAAGGACGAUUUUCGGUUGGCCUUAAAAGUGAAGUGUCCAUCCAUACAGCACAAACUCGAUCAGCCAUUGAGCAAAAAAAUAAGCAUCCAACCGUUCGCAAAGAAGUAGAAGAAAGUAACAACAAAAACAGCAACCACAUCGAACAACAAGCUACUCCGCUGGUAAGCGAAGAAGGGAGACGAUUGUCCUGCAUUGCAUCGGCGCUCGCUUGACUAGUGCGGAUCGUUCUUUGUUUUGGCAGGGCGGAGCCGUCUCUGUUUGCCCACCAUGAGUUUUGGUACGCCAGGAAAUACGGAACUGCAUUUCCGAGCGCUGCCCUAUUUGGACAAGAAAUGGAUAAAGGCAGACGUGAGCUCAGCACUACGAUCUUGUGAAGACCUUUCCAAUUUAUGGAACCACCUGGUGCAAGAUGAGGAACUUGUCACGUGCAAACUGCAGAUGUCGGUCAAUGCCUGCGGAGAUGUUGCCUACGUUCGACCCGACGGGAAGUAUUAUUGUGGUGUACAGUCGCUAAAUUGUUCCUGCUGUAAGGGAGUUUGCAGUGUAACUUCCAGCUGUUCGUGCACAGCCUGCCAGCAAUUGGAGACGGACGAGGGCCCAACGAAAAAAGGAUCCUGUGGUGCACCACAGAACCAAAAUCAAAGCGAAUCUGCUGGAUGCUGUUCCGGGACGAUCUUGGAUUCUUGGUUGUGGAGCCCUAUUCCGAGUUUGGACGAAAAGCGCACCUGCACGAAGAGAUUGAUCGCCGAACAAAGAGAAAUUUGUUUGCAGGCGGCGGCCAACUGUUUGUCCUCAGCCCGUACUAAGUUGCUGCUCUACGUGUAUCGGAGGUAUUUUAUUGCAUUGCAACGAUGCAAACCGGAGGAGAAGACAUCCGGAGUGGACGAUUGUCGGUUCGGCGUUAGCCAGGAGAUGGUGGCGAGCGAGCAUGACGCGGCAAAGUUGAGUAAAAACUCCAGCUUCGAUCGGACCCCGAUGAAGGACUGCGACAAAGCCACCUUUGGUCUGGCACGCGUUGGCACCCGGGCUGCCCUAAACUUCUCUUUCGCCUUUCUAAGGCGUGCCUGGCGUUCCGGCGAAGAUGUCGAAUUGUGCAGUGAACUACUCUCCGAAGCCCUGGAGGCUCUCCAAACCCUACCGGAAGCAUCGUUGUUCGACACCUCGCAAAUGUCAUCGCUGUGGAUCGAAGUAGUGGAAAAAUCGAUAAAGUUUCUCCGCCAGGUGGUGCUGGGUGACGUUAUGGGAGGUCGCUGUUUGGUACCGAAGGCGGAUCGUCACAUCGCGCUGAAUCUGCUGCUGGAACUAGGUGCCCAGAAAGGCACCCUGGGUGGUUCGCUGGAAGGAAUCUCACUGCUACUUACGCUGCACGAAAAGGAUCAAGAAAGUGAGGAUAAUCGAAGCCCACCGCAAAACACGGGUGCCCCACUGGUACCGCUUUUGAAGCGAUACGAGCAGAUUGGUAGUUUCGCCUCGUACAAUGCCGGUGAAUCGUUCCAUUUUGGACCAACAGAAUCGUUUCUUCGGUUCUUAACUCUGCCAGAGAAUGAGAUGACGAACGUAGAUCUGAAGCAAGCUGCUGUUAUUAUCAUUAGUCACCUGGAUCGUCUGGCGAAACCGCAUCUUCCUGCAGGGAACUAUUCGAUCAAGGUGGUCAACAAAUCUCACCUGCAGAAAAUCUUCACCCUCGGCUGGAGUUCCUGUUCGCCGGAAAUGUAUGGAUUCACAUCCGAAGCGAGCAGUGGUACGGCACAGCUACUUGGUUCGGUACCACGGUACUCAACGGCAACAAUUGAUCUGCCCAUCGCGCUGCAAGCUCGGCAGGUUGUUUGUUCGGAGAACAGUAUCUAUAUUUUGACUACCGGUGGACAGGUUUAUUCGUUGCAUUCGAAUUGUACAGAAAAUAUUGCACCGAAAGCUAUUGAGGGACUGGACGGAGUGAACGUUGUUCAGAUUGCUGCGCACUGCGAGGGAAGACAUGUGCUGGUGCUAAGUUCGGCCAAUGAAGUAUGGUCCUGGGGAGUUGGCGAUGGUGGACGGUUGGGACACGGGGAUACGAUUUCCAAGGAGAUUCCUACUCGAAUUGUUGCACUGGCAGAAAAACAAGUUUGCGGAAUUGCUUGUGGAGCUUCGUAUAGUGCCGCAAUCACUAGCAGCGGAGAGCUGUACACUUGGGGUCGAGGAACGUACGGUCGGUUGGGACAUGGAAAUUCAGACGACAAAUUUGUCCCAACGCAGGUUCAAGCGUUAAAGUCGUACAAUGUGGUUGAUGUGGCACUGGGAAGCGGUGAUGCUCAUUCCAUGUGCGUGACCGAUUCGGGGCUGCUGUUCGCCUGGGGCGAUGGCGAUUUCGGAAAGCUGGGCAACGGAUCAUGCAACGGGUCCCCGAUUCCUGUUCAGAUUGAGAGCUUAACGAAUGUCGCUAAAAUAUAUUCCGGAUCGCAGUUCAGCGUGGCGCUGAGUUUCGAUGGAACGUUGUACAGUUGGGGAAAAGGACACGGUGGACGGCUUGGUCAUGGCAAUUCUGAACAUUCAAAUGUUCCUGUUUUGAUUCAGGCUCUAGAGGGGAAGAAAAUAGUAGACGUUGCAGUAGGAUCAGCGCAUUGCUUAGCUUUGACGAGUUCUGGGGAGUUGUAUGGCUGGGGCCGCAAUGACUAUCAACAGAUCUGUCCAUCCUGUGUUUCGCGAGAUCCCAUAAUUCAAAACCCAAUUCUGACAACACCCCCAACGCUACGCAUUUCCGGCAUGACCUGUGGAGCUGCUCAAAGCAUAGUCUGGUGUCAUUCAUCAACCCUAGGAGUAGCUUCUAAAAUCCCAUUCGUCGUUGAUCUCAGCGAACAUACAUUCCGCAUGCUGGACCAGUUGCUAUGUAUGGUUUGCAACACUCCGACGGGUCCGGGAGAUAUAAGACACCCGCCCAGUCAGGAAGCGGAAUGCAUCGCCGUAGCAUCCUUGAAUCUCUUACGGUUGCAACUGCACGCAAUGAUAGUGAACAAUGUUUCCUCCAGGCAGGUAGGCCUAGUAGAAGGUUCACGCCUACUAGCAAGCCUCAAGUCCCGCAUUCUUGGUCUAGCUGGAGGCCCUGUGGUUUUGAAAACUAUGCAGGAAGCUGCUCAA
This is a messenger RNA of Topomyia yanbarensis, 3282 nucleotides long. RefSeq names its product probable E3 ubiquitin-protein ligase HERC2. NCBI's taxonomy places the organism in Eukaryota, Metazoa, Arthropoda, Insecta, Diptera, Culicidae. The transcript has 3 exons. The record is from RefSeq and is a predicted model, not a curated record. The annotation marks the transcript as partial.